This is a messenger RNA of Nicotiana tabacum (common tobacco), 597 nucleotides long. Lineage: Eukaryota; Viridiplantae; Streptophyta; Magnoliopsida; Solanales; Solanaceae. The record is from RefSeq and is a predicted model, not a curated record.
AUGAUUUUUGGGGGAAAUAACAUCUACGGUGUAACCUUCUCGGCAGCAAAAAAGACAAAAAUAUCGGUGGCACAUAGCAAGAGACUCCGGGAUGUCGCCGAGGAUGACAUCACCUUCACAGAAGAGGACGCUGAUGGACUUCUACUGCCACACAAUGAUGCCCUAGUAAUCUCUCAUAACGUUCUGGAUUUUAAAAGUAAACUUGUUUUGGUCGACCCAGGGAGUUCAGCCAACAUCAUUCAAUGGAGAGUGCUGGAGCAAGCCAAGCUAACUGGAAGUAUCAUUCCGGCAACAAAGCUCCUCGUCGGGUUCAACUUAGAAAGUGUGACAAUCCGAGGGGAGAUAUUGCUGCCCACGAACGCCGAAGGGGUCAUGAAGACUACCUUGUUUGAAAUAGUAGAUGGAGAUAUGGGCUAUCACAUAAAUCUUGGCAGACCAUGGCUACACGAGAUGAAGGUCGUGCCAUCAAUAUAUCGCCAACUUCUAAAAUUCCCAACUCCAGAGGGAAUCAAAAAAAUAAGAGGAGAUCAACCAGCGGCAAGAGAGAUGAAUGCGAUAUCGGUUUCCAGCAGUAAAGGGAAGGAACAUGCGGCAUAG